This is a messenger RNA of Dendronephthya gigantea, 3140 nucleotides long. RefSeq names its product coiled-coil domain-containing protein 178-like. The coding region runs from base 82 to 2913 and encodes 943 amino acids. The transcript is spliced from 21 exons. Lineage: Eukaryota; Metazoa; Cnidaria; Anthozoa; Malacalcyonacea; Nephtheidae. The record is from RefSeq and is a predicted model, not a curated record.
GGCGCUGAAGUUUUGUAUGUUUUUGUUUUGUUUGUAAAGUGAUUUACGGUUAAUAUAUUUGUUAAAAAGUACAAUCUCACCAUGCCAACACCUGCAAAAUUUGACGCAGUAGUUCCGCUUCCCGGGAGAGAAGAAUGUUUGCAAAAUACAAUGGCUUCUUGUGAUUCAAGUUUGUUUAAUAAAGAUGUUUCAAACGAAAAUUCUGAUUGUGCCGAGUUGCCUUUAGUUGUUGUCCUUGAUAAAGAAGACACUCGCGCAGGAAAUGUGAAAGAUGAAACAGUAUCAAAAGGUAGACUUUCAACGCUGAUCAAGGGAUGGUCAACAGUCUCCUCAAAAUUUUCCAGACGAGAUAGCUGCGAAUUCACAACAUGUGUUUCCCCAUGCGUGAGGAAAGCCACAACACAUCUACAACAGUUAAAAGAUCAUAUUGCAAAUCUUACUCCUAUACAAGAGGAAUGGACAUCAAAUCUAGUUGACUGCCACCAUCCAACUGAAGGUACUACAGAAAAUCCCCCAAACGGUGAUCAUUGCCUCAUGUCAUGUGCGGAUACAUCUGCUCCCUCAAGUAUUGAGUUUUCAUCUAUUCGAUAUUCCCCAUUGUCCGAGAUUGUUCCUUAUGAUAAUGACCAAGAAUUUCAAUCUUCAAAUCAUUCUCUGUCACAGGACAGGCCCAUUGAAACAUCACCAACAUUACAGAGUGAACUAACACUAGUUUCUGCAGACAAGGUCAGCUCAGCUGCGCUGCCUGCGCACCACAUUGGUUAUGACGUUGUUGAUGAAGUAAUGAAAUUAUUGAAGAGAAUGGAAGAUGAUAGACUGAGCACGCAGCAAAUGCUAGUGAAUGAAAGACAACGUGUAAGCCAUUUAGGAACUCAGAUUGAUGAGUUUGCUUUCAAACGAUUGCUAGAACUUCCUGUUGCUGUUCAAAGAGAGCAUGAAUCUUGUGCAAUUGACAUCAAUGAAUUAAAGUGGCACUGCGCCUAUCAAGGACGAUUAGAGGCUAGGUUAAGAAGAAAAGUUGAUCAGGCAGAAUUGCAUCAUUUAAAAAUCAUUGGUGAGUUGGAGUCUUCCAAAGAGAGUUGUCCAUUAGUUCGAGAGAAGUUAGAAAUUGAGGAUAUUGCAAUGGCAAGUAUCCAGUCAAAACAAGAUGAAACUGAUGAGGAAUUACGACAAACAUUGAAGCGUCUUGAAGCAACUCAAAUGAAGACGAAACAAGCGAAAAAGCUGGCUGCUCAGGAAAGGAUAUUAAUCAAGCAAGAUGUGGAUAUAUAUCGAAAUCUACUUAAUGAAGUCAGUGAUGAGCUGGCCCAGCUGAGAAUGAACUACACAUCAAAUGUUCAUACUAUCAGUGAUAUGAAGAAUACAUUGAAAGAAAAUGCUGAACAAUGUGUGAACCUAGAAAAACGUGAAGAAAGAGUUAAAGGUCAAGAGGCAGGACAACACGACAAGGUUGGAAAAUUAAGAGAAAAGAUUGUGUAUCAGACUUCAGAGCACUCUAGAUUGACAGAGGAAAAUGAACAGUUGAAGAAGGAUAAUCUUAUCAUGGAGAGUGAAUACCAGUCUUCGAUUACAAAACUAAGGAUAGAAAUAAAACAAUACGAGAUUCAAGUGAGAGAAUUAUCGCGAAGAAACAAAGGAAUGAGGGACGACAUGGACAAUACUGUGAAGAACACUGAAAAACUGAAAAAGCAGAGAACUUCAGAAAAGAAAGCGUUAAUCAGAGGUGGUCAGGAAGCAGAGAAGAUAAAACAGCACAUUGAGAUGAUGAACGAAGAAGCAAAGAAACUGAAAACUUUAAAUCAUUCACUAAAAAUAUCAAAAGCAAGAGUAGAAGAAGAUUUCUUUACUGAGGAAGAGUCUUUGAAGAGUUCAGAACAAUCGUUGAGGAAUCAGCUAAAGGAAGAGUCGAACAACAGGACGAUACUUCAGGCACGAAUUGCAACAGACACAUCGGAUUUACUAAGAUCGCGUCUGGACUCAAAGAAAAAGAAAGAAAAGAUGUCUCGACAAGCACAGGACGCUGAUAAAGUUUUGAUACGCAUUCGGGAACAAGUUGAAAAAUUAGAAAAAGAACACGCUCAGAGAAAAGAUACUAUUUCACAGAUCAAUGAUGUUCUCGGCAAGUUGAAUCAGCAACGAGUUGAUGUGGAAUCAAAAUACAGAGCAAAGAUUGCAGAAUUAAGACCCAAGGAAGAACAGGGAAAGCAAAAAACGCUGGAACUACAGCAGAAUAUGGACCACAUUCAAUGGAGAUCCGAUAUGAUGACAAAGAAAAUGAAAGAUAUGGCAUCUUCGACCGUUAUGAUGCGUCGACUCAUUCACUCGACUGAAGCAGAAAUUGACGAGUUAGAGGAAGACAGCAAGGAAGUUAAACUUCGUCUUGAAGCAAGCAUUGCUGUCAUGGAUAAUUUAAAACAAGCCAUCUAUGAUGCAGAAGAACGUUUAUCUUGUACACAAGGAAAACAUGUUUCUCACAUGAACAACCGAACCACGAUACUAGAGGAAACAUCGAUUGCUCUUGAAGAAAAGUUGGCAGAAAACAAAGAUCUAGCCGAAAGAUAUCAAAGUCUUUGUUGUCAAUUUUUGAAAGUAAAAGAGUUGUUUUUUACAAAUUACGAAAAAAUAGUUAACGAAGAAACUCAUUUAAAAGAUCACAGGGAGUUACAUACGUUACAGGGACGGCUACGCACUUGCCUUCAACACUACUACAAGUUACGCGGUUUGAACAGCAAGUAUCAGGUAGCACAGUUUCAGCUUAGCAGCAAAAAAAAUAACGAUAAGCUCUUUGAUCUGCAACAAGAAUUAACUGCCGUCGUAAAACAUAUCAACAAUUUUUUAGAAAGCACAUCCGAUGGUCAUAAAAACACGUCUUUAGGGGAGUCUUGUAAAAUACGUGCGAUGCCUAUGGCGUGAUAUAACAUUUUCAUUUAGGUAUAGAUAUAGAGAUUCUAGCAUAUCAUCAGCUUAUCUCCAAAGCAUCAAAAUCAGCCUUAAAAUGUUAUAAUGAUACUUAAAGUUUUGCUUUUCCAAUAUCAUUCGACGGUACGAGCUGUUUUUCACCGACUUUUAGGGGCUGUUUACAUGAGCCCGGUUACCCGAGAUUCAACGAAGCGUGAAAUGAUUUUGAGGUAUUGAAAUGA